This is a messenger RNA of Linderina pennispora, 327 nucleotides long. RefSeq lists its product as uncharacterized. The record is from RefSeq and is a predicted model, not a curated record. Bases 1 to 327 code for a protein of 108 amino acids. Lineage: Eukaryota; Fungi; Kickxellomycota; Kickxellomycetes; Kickxellales; Kickxellaceae. The transcript is spliced from 2 exons.
AUGUCCAAGUCCAGCGCUACCCUCCCUCCGAUUGCCGGCCCGACGCCCGCGACCCUGUCGACGUCGCUCAACACCGUGGUUGUUACCCCGAGCAGCGGCUCUGCCUCCACCUUCACCGAGACCUUCUACAACUACCUGCCGGCAACUGCAUCCCAGCAUUUCAUCAAGACGGACAGCGCGGCCCCCACGGGUUCAGUCGAGUCAUCAGGCGCCUCCGCCACUGGCAGUGCUGCCAAGACCAAUACUUCCAAGACCGGCUCCGCCGUGUCGACCAAGGCAGUGGUUGCGCUGAUGCUCGGCGUCAUCUCUGCUGGCCUUGCUCUCUAA